GUUGUAGUUUGCAUUAGAGAAAUCUUGUUUCAUUUUUGGAGGGAAAUUCAAAAGGCUCUGUUAAAGGCAUUGAGUUUUGAUGUAAAUUGAGUGUUUUUUAGACUAGUAAAGCAAUUUUCUUAUGUAAAGAUGACAAAGACGUGGACAAAAUUUGCAGGGAUGGAAAGUGCCUCCUUGAGGGGUCAAUUAUGGUGAAGAUGCGAAGGUGGAGUCUUGAAUCAACUAAGGUUCACAACAAAGUUUCGUUAUAGGGAAGGUGGAUUGUUGUACAAGGAUUUCCGUUUCAUUUAUGGCAUCAAUAAGUUUUUUAGAAGAUUGGGGAGUAGUGUGUGGUGGUUUUGUCGAGGUCGAUCGUCAAACCAAGAAUCGUGAGAAUUUGUUUGCGGCGCUAAUUUGUAUCCACAAGCCAGAAUCUAGCUUCCUUAGGACCUCACUGAAUACCAACUUCAAUUGGAAAGCAUACCUGAUUCAAGUUAAGGUUUUCUCUUGCUUGGGAAAAAUGGGUCGUGAUGAACGGAUGAGAUUGUUUGAGGGUGGUGGUACCGAAAAUCGAUACAUUAUUACAGCAGUUGAGAUGGAGGGACGGUGUAAAAAGGGCACAUGGCAUUAGGUUAGUAAGGGGGGGAGAUAA
Molecule: messenger RNA, 631 nt
Organism: Ilex paraguariensis (yerba mate)
Lineage: Eukaryota; Viridiplantae; Streptophyta; Magnoliopsida; Aquifoliales; Aquifoliaceae
Source: the annotation of a GenBank genome assembly